AACAACAAAAUGUUAGGGUUUGUUUAAUUUGGGAGCGGCUGAAGAAACAUUGAAAUCAGAAAAAAUGAGCAACGAAGCCAACGGCAAGACGAAGAUCGAUAGUGGUAAAGUCGGUGGAGGAGGAUUUAGGUCAAAACUGAAUCACGCUCUCUACAGCGGUGAAAAGAAGCACGUUUUCGCCGGUUUAGUUCUCAUCACCGCCGUCUUUUCUGUACCAUGGUUUCUCAUGAAUAGAGGAUCAAAACAUCAGUCUCAUCAAGAUUACUUGGAAAAAGCUGAUAAAGCAAGGAGCCAAAGACUCUCAUCCAGCCCCGUUGCAUCUGCCAAAUAAUCUCGAUUAGCAUUCUGUUGAAGAUUACAGUUUCCUGUAACUCUAGAUUUCAAAGCCAUUAGAUAUAUUUAUUGGAUGUCUUUUUCUCUCUAGUUUUGUCAUUGGGAUGGAUGUCCGAUUUUGCUCUAAUCGUUGUAUUUCAUUGCUAAAUAAAUCAGAAUUAUAUAAUUAAAAAAACUACAUUGUUCGAUAAUUUGAUAUCGCAAAUUUUCUCUAUAUAAUAAAAUUUUAGAUUUGAUUUGUC
Messenger RNA from Vicia villosa (hairy vetch), 575 nucleotides. RefSeq lists its product as uncharacterized. Bases 65 to 331 code for a protein of 88 amino acids. The record is from RefSeq and is a predicted model, not a curated record. The transcript is spliced from 2 exons. Lineage: Eukaryota; Viridiplantae; Streptophyta; Magnoliopsida; Fabales; Fabaceae.